Messenger RNA from Fomitiporia mediterranea MF3/22, 1011 nucleotides. RefSeq names its product oxidoreductase. The transcript is spliced from 12 exons. The record is from RefSeq and is a predicted model, not a curated record. Gene Ontology annotation, cellular component: cytoplasm. Lineage: Eukaryota; Fungi; Basidiomycota; Agaricomycetes; Hymenochaetales; Hymenochaetaceae. The coding region runs from base 1 to 1011 and encodes 336 amino acids.
AUGGCUGCUACUUCGUAUGACCUUCAUUUCCGUCUAGUUGAUGGUAUCAAGGUGCCGUCGCCCGGUUAUGGUGGCAUGAGCUUGAGUAAUAUGUAUGGCACUGCUAAUGAUGAAGAUAGCAAGGCAUUACUUCGGCGUGCCAUUAAGAUUGGUCUUACUUUCUGGGAUACCGCUGAUGUCUAUGGUAGUGGUCAUAAUGAAGAACUUAUCGGCUCCGUUCUUGCCGAGGGAGAUAACCGGGCUAAGGUAUUUCUCGCGACGAAGUUCAGCCGUGAACUCGAUCCUGUAACGAAUAAGCCUACUGGAAGAAUCAGAGGCGAUGCAGCAUACAUCAGGCAAGCCAUUGAGGCCUCGAUAAAGCGUCUCGGCACGACACCUGAUCUGUAUAACCAGCAUCGUGUUGAUCCCAACGCCAGCCUGGAGGAGACCUACGGUACUCUCGAGGAACUACGCAAGGAGGGGAAGUUUAAGUAUAUCGGUAUAUCGGAGCCAAAUGCGGAGACACUUAGAAAAGCAGCCAAGAUAGCAAAGAUCUCCGCACUCCAAGAGGAAUAUUCGCUUUGGACAACGGACAUUGAGAGAAAUGGCAUUUUGCAGACGACUAGAGAACUUGGGAUUCCUAUCGUCGCAUAUUCUCCGUUAGGACGUGGUUUUCUAACUGGCGAGGUCAAAUCAUCCGAGGAUAUUGAACCAAUUGACAUCCGACGCCGCUUUCCACGAUUCACCCAAGAGAAUAUAGACAAUAACAUGGAGAUCGUAGAAAAGCUUGAUGCGAUAGCAACCAAGAAGGGAAUCACGUCCGCUCAGCUCGCACUUGCAUGGGUUGGCUCGCAAGGUGAGGAUAUCAUACCGAUAUUCGGAACAAAGUCGUUUACGCGACUCGAGGAGAAUUGGGCAUCACGCGACGUGGUGCUCACAGAAGAACUGAAGGAGCUGCGUAAGGUGGUUGAUGGAUUUGAGGUUCGUGGGGAGAGAUAUCCAGAGGGUAUUGCGAAAUAUAUCGGGAAUUGA